Molecule: messenger RNA, 1298 nt
Organism: Cynocephalus volans (Philippine flying lemur)
Lineage: Eukaryota; Metazoa; Chordata; Mammalia; Dermoptera; Cynocephalidae
Product: 14-3-3 protein theta
Exons: 1
Coding region: 20-757 (245 amino acids)
Biological process (GO): intracellular protein localization; signal transduction
Cellular component (GO): cytoplasm
Source: RefSeq, a predicted model, not a curated record
GGCUCCGGCCCUGCGCGCCAUGGAGAAGACGGAGCUGAUCCAGAAGGCCAAGCUGGCCGAGCAGGCCGAGCGCUACGACGACAUGGCCACUUGCAUGAAGGCGGUGACCGAGCAGGGCGCCGAGCUGUCCAACGAGGAGCGCAACCUGCUGUCGGUGGCCUACAAGAACGUGGUCGGGGGCCGCAGGUCCGCCUGGAGGGUCAUCUCGAGCAUCGAGCAGAAGACCGACACCUCCGACAAGAAGUUGCAGCUGAUUAAGGACUAUCGGGAGAAAGUGGAGUCCGAGCUGAGAUCCAUCUGCACCACGGUCCUGGAAUUGUUGGAUAAGUAUUUAAUAGCCAAUGCAACUAAUCCAGAGAGUAAGGUCUUCUAUCUGAAAAUGAAGGGAGAUUACUUCCGGUACCUUGCUGAAGUUGCAUGUGGUGAUGAUCGAAAGCAAACGAUAGAUAAUUCCCAAGGAGCUUACCAAGAGGCAUUUGAUAUAAGCAAGAAAGAGAUGCAACCCACACACCCAAUACGCCUGGGGCUGGCUCUUAACUUUUCUGUAUUUUACUAUGAGAUCCUUAAUAACCCAGAGCUUGCCUGCACAUUGGCGAAAACGGCUUUUGAUGAGGCCAUUGCAGAACUUGAUACACUGAAUGAAGACUCAUACAAAGACAGCACCCUCAUCAUGCAGUUGCUUAGAGACAACUUAACAUUAUGGACAUCAGACAGUGCAGGAGAAGAAUGUGAUGCAGCAGAAGGGGCCGAAAACUAAAUGCAUACAGGGUGUCAUCUUUCUUUCCUUCAAGAAACCUUUUUACACAUCUCCAUUCCUUACUCCAGUUGGAUUUCCUAUAGCAAAGAAACCCACUCAUGUGUAUGGAAUCAACUGUUUAUAGUCUUUUUCACACUGCAGCUUUGGGAAAACUCCAUUCCUUGAUUUGUUUGUCUUGGCCUUCCUGGUGUGCAGUUACUGCUGUAGAAAAGUAUUAAUAGCAUCAUUUCAUAUAAACAAGUAACUUCCAAACACUUAUGUAGAGGACUAAAAAUUACCUGGUAUUUAAGUAAUCUGAACCAGUUCUGCAAGUGACUGUGUUUUGUAUUACUGUGAAGAUAUGAAAAUGUAGUUAAUUACAAUUUAAAGAGUGUUCUGCAUAACUCCUUAAUUUCUACAUUCCCUCUUUCUCUCUUCUUUGGGGGUUUCCUUUCAGUAAGCAACUUUUCCAUGCUCUUGAUGUAUUCCUUUUCAGUAGGAAUCCAGAAGUAUUAGAUUGAAUGGAAAAGCACUUGACAUUUCUGGGCUGGGGGUCACAAAU